Molecule: messenger RNA, 3581 nt
Organism: Lepisosteus oculatus (spotted gar)
Lineage: Eukaryota; Metazoa; Chordata; Actinopteri; Semionotiformes; Lepisosteidae
Source: RefSeq, a predicted model, not a curated record
UGUGCAGUCGGACCUGUUGGAAGGGAAAGGAGAUAAGAUCGGCUUUAACAACCGCAAACAUAUCGCCCAUAGGCACACAUUCCUCAAGUGCGUCGGGAAUUCUGUGAGUCGUCGUUUUAGUACACUGUUCUCAGCUUUGAAUCCGAAGACUCAUGGACUAAAACGAUCCACAUCGUAGAAGAGGUGAUUGUAUUUUGCAGCACCUGCAACAGGCGAUUGGAUAUCACGUUAACUCCAGGCUCUGGUUCCGAAAAGCUAAUUUAGGCUCUGUUACGUUUAGCAUUUUAAGACAAAUUAGUAAUAGGAAGAUGGUAAAAGGAUAGAAUCAAAAUCUCUUUCCACGUAUUUUUUUUCUGUUUUCUGCUUUGUUUAAUCACAAGCAGAUCAAUAUAAAAACUGCAUUCCAGUCGGACUGUAUUUUUUUAUCUUCGUCUGAAAAAAUGUUCGAUAGUGUAGAAACUGAUCCAAGACGUUCUAGACAAAUCAGCUAAUUACAAGUUGAACUGACACUUUUUAAAAACAGACCAAAAUGUGUAUAUUAAUCAACACACCCACACAUUUAGGCGUAGGUACUGUAAAUGACUAUGAAUGACACGCUUAGUCUAGUGACUGGGGCGUUUAAAGCAGUCUUCCUAACAGAUCUUAAUUUGUAAAUGUUAAUCAUAAUAUGGACACUAUUCUUUCUGAUCUUGAACAGAAUGAUAGAAAAAUAUAGUGUACAUAGUUUGUUACAGUUAGCUAAGACUGACCUGGAAUGGUGCUUUCUAUUUUAGACAACACGAAUACCCGCAGUGGUGUAAAAUUAUCCCUCAGAUAACAUAGCUUGGAAGGUAUAAUAAUGUGCUUUUAAAUCUGUCCUGCUUUGGGAAUUUGGAGCCAAGAAGUGGUCUCAAAAGAUGCAACUAGAGACAAAGUCAGAGGAUAUUGCUUGAUUCUCCCCUUUUUGUUAAGAACGCAUCGAAGAUUUUUCAUACAACAAGCUGUGUGUUGUUGGGGCUGUCCUGCUCAUCGAGGAGUCUUCUGUUCAUUGCGCAGUGAGGGGCCAUGGAGUCUCUAAUGAGCGCUGUGGCGCCGAGGCCCCCAGCCCCCGUAAAGAUGCCCCAAGAGGUGGAUUUCCGCUCAGGAGCUGGCCUGGAGCAGCUGUCUGCGCUGGUGCAGGAGUUUGUUCAGCUGGAGCAGCGGGAGUUUGGGGAUCAGACCGCACUGGAGGUUCACACUGCCAAAGACUUCAUCUUCAACAUGCUGGGACUCGUGCAAAAGCUUGAUCAGAGGCUGCCCGUUGCCAAUGAGUACCUGUUGCUGUCCGGGGGUGCCAGAGAGGGCGUGCUGGACCUGAGCCCCGAGGAGCUGGGGGACUACGUCAAGGGAGCCGAUUACGACCUGGAUUUCACCCUGCUGGUCCCUGCACUCAAGCUGCACGAUCGGAACCAGCCGGUCACCCUGGACAUGCGGCACUCUGCGCCCUGCCACUCCUGGCUCAGCCUGCGCCUCUGCGAGCCCGCCACGCUGGCCCGCUGGCGGCACUGCUGCCAGGAGGAGAGCGAGGCCUCGGGCGCCGCCGGAGACGACGACGGCGACGCUUCCCCCUCCCUGGAGGGCUGCUACUUCUCCCCGACGCUGGUGGCGGACUGGUUCGCCGGGGCCGUGGACACGGCGGUGAGCGAGCUGCGGUGCAACCCGAAGAGGGGCACCCCCGUGCCGGAGCGGGUGGAGCGCAACGGGCCCCUCACCACCCUCAUCCUGACGGCGGGCACCAGCCGCGUCCUCUACGACCUGCUGCCCGUCGUCUCCUUCCGCGGCUGGCCGGCCGUGGCCCAGGGCUGGCUGACGGCCAACCACUUCUGGGACGGGAAGAUCACGGAAGAAGAGGCCAUCAGCGGCUUCUACCUGCUGCCCUGCUGCGGCCCCGGGGGCCGGCCCGACCAGGAGUGGCGCCUGGCCUUCUCCCGCAGCGAGGUGCAGCUGAAGAAGUGCAUCCCCCAGCCGCUGAGCCAGGCCUUCCAGGCCGCACGGGUCAUCAUCGGCAAGCUCGUGGCACGCCCCAAAGCGGCCCUGAGCCCCUACCACCUCCGCACUCUCAUGUUCUGGGCUUGUGACCGCCUGCCCUCUUCGUACCUCUCCUCGCCGGAGCCCGAGACCCCUGCUCGCCUGCUGCUGGGGCUCCUGGAUGACCUCUCUCACUCCGUUCUGAACAAGAGCUGCCCCAACUACUUCCUGCCCCAGUGCAACAUGCUGGAGCACCUCGCGGACUCCACCGCCCUCCUCCUGGCCCGCAAGCUGUCCGGCGUCCGGGCCGACCCCGCCGAGCACCUCCGAGCGGCGGUCGAGCAAGCGCGGGAGGCCGGCCGGCUGAAACGGGAAACCAACGGCGUCCCCCCGGCCUCCGGCCCGUGCCCCCCGGCCCACCCCGCUCAGCCUGAGGACGACCGGCUGGCCCGGCGCCUCCAGCAGCUGGUGACCGAAAAUCCCGGCAAGUCCAUCUCGGUCUUCCUCAACCCGGAGGACGUUAGCCGACCACACUUCCGCAUCGACGACAAGUUCUACUGACUGGUUACCCCUCCCGUCUCCCCCGGCGCGCUGUGGAAAACCCGCAGACUACCAGUUAGUUUCACACUAAAGGCACCGGAUAAAAUACAGGGCUUCUGACUUGGGUUUAGAGUUGUGGUCUUCGAGCUAUGACUCAUGCAGCGAAAAGAUUUUUCAGAGUUCAAGAUCCAUUUAAUGGGAAACCGUGAUUUUUGUGCCUGGUACUAAGGUUCCAGCUCUUAAGAGUUUUUUUGUAGCCUGACGGAAUGCAUCUAAAAGUGCUUUUCAAUCAACGUUGUUUCCAUAAGAGACACUGCCACAGAAGGGGCUUUGUUCUUUCAGUGCACUUCGACAGAGAAGUGGACCUCUCUUCCGCUCUCCUCUCUUACUCCUGCCGUCAUCCUUUUUUCAUCACUUUCUCUGCCGAGCUCUUGACUCGCGUGAGUUGUGCUUAAGUACGAUGGGGGAAAAAAAGCAAAACAAGGCGCCACGGGGGUUCAGAAGAAAUCUCGUGGGCGCCUAUCUCAGCACGGCUAAUUAACCACAGCAGCUGGCGAGCUGCGUGUCGGGGGCCCGUUCCCAUUUUUUCAGCUCUGUAUCGCUGGGUGAGCUCCUAGAAAAAAGACUCUCUACCCCUCGGCUGGUUGUGUGCCACGAUCAAAAGUCAUUACUCGGCAGUUAGCCACAGAAUGUGUUCAUACCCAGCCUUUAAGGAAGAUAAAUAGCUUUUCUGUUUUAAAUAGUACACCAAAGAAUCCCUGCACAGUCUCGGUUAUAAAAUCCUUUUUGCUGGUAUAGUCCAUUACAUGUUACAUAAGCAUCCUGUAUACCAUCCAUCCAUCUUUUAACCACUGCAUCCACUGCAGGGUCAUGGGGGAACAAGCAAUGGGCGCGAGACUGGGAACAUCCACUCAACUGCAGGCCACACACCAACACAGGUACACAGACCAGGGCUAGUUUUCCCCGAGGCCAGUUAACUUAUCAGCAUGUCUUUGGAUUGUGGGAGCAAACCCACACAAACGUGGGGAGAACAUAGAAACUUCACGUAGAGAGCA